This is a messenger RNA of Lecanosticta acicola, 1026 nucleotides long. Lineage: Eukaryota; Fungi; Ascomycota; Dothideomycetes; Mycosphaerellales; Mycosphaerellaceae. The record is from the annotation of a GenBank genome assembly.
AUGUCCAUCCAACUCGCAGACCCAGGCUCAACUGGGUUUCUCGCCCUCUACGAGAUGUGCUUCGUCUUCCCAAUCAUCACGCCUCUUGCUUUCUUCUGCGCACUCUGCCUCGUGGACCUCGUCCACUCUCACAAGAUCACCAUCGCGAAGAAUCUUCGCAAGACUUUCCGAGCUUUGGUCGACAUUCUACAGGCUCUCAUCGUGCUGGCUUGUCUGUACCUUGCAAUCAUUCCCACGAGAUAUAGUACCACUGUAGGAUCUGGCAUGUUGGGCGUCGCCUACGGCCUCAUUCGUGCGAUCCUGGAGAUCGUUGUCCUCUCUUGCCUGGCCAUCGCUUCUGUGUACGCCGUGGAGAGCGCAGCUUCUGGUGAAACACCGAAAGCUAUUCAAGACAUGGCCUUUCUCACACCCUUUCAGACCAUUCGACCCUAUCUCCCCCAACGAAGUCUCCCAUUCGGCCUGCCCUUUCUGCCGUCACCCAUCAUCUUCACUCCUCAGCCGAUGCCCACCCUCGACCAAGUCAAAGCCGCCAUUCCUGCAGAAGGCAUCGAAGCACAAUAUCUCACCUGCCACUUCCGCAACCAAGCUCGCCGGGAUCCCCUUGCGUUCGCCGUCCUCCUCAAGCAAGCGGGCCACUAUCAAGACGUUUCAUGCCCGCGCCCGCCGCCCUUGAGGGUGGUACCGAGAGCUUCCGCAUCGCCUCUGUGUCACUGGCCCGGUCUCGCAGACACGCUCCUGAUCCGCGAUGUAGUGCAAGCAGCGAAUCUCGACCAUCUGGAACUGCCAUGCGAUUUUGUUGAAGUUGUCAGGAAAGCUCCUCCCUUGGCCCUUGCUAUUGUUGCUGCUUCGGAGGCCUCCAGCGAACCGGAGAACAAGUCUGAUGAUGAGCGGAAGCAUUUGGAGGACCAGGAGGAAGACCCCUCGGUCACGAGCGAACGGAUCUUGCGGGAUGAUGAAUUGGGACCGGUGCUACAUCCGGGAAUCGUGACUGCCAUGGCGGAUGCGAUCGAGAGUAACGAGACUUGA